Molecule: messenger RNA, 3090 nt
Organism: Tinamus guttatus (white-throated tinamou)
Lineage: Eukaryota; Metazoa; Chordata; Aves; Tinamiformes; Tinamidae
Source: RefSeq, a predicted model, not a curated record
GAAAGGCGGGCUCCGAGGAGCGUCACGUUUCUGAAGCGAUGGCUUCCUCUGCUCCAUCAUCCUCCAACGACGCUCCGGACCCCACCCCAACGAAUCUGCGACCCACAACAUACGACACGUGGUGCGGCGUGGCCCACGGGUGCACUCGGAAAAUCGGCCUCAAGAUAUGCGGGUUCCUGCAGAGAACGAACAGCCUGGAGGACAAGGGCCGCCUCGUGAGCUCCCUGAAGGAGAAACAGUCCUCCAAGAGCCUGCUGGCCUGCGAGAACAGCGAGCGGGAAGGCCGAUUCAGGCGCACCGAGACGGACUUCUCCAACCUCUAUGCCCGAGAUUUGCUGCCCGCCAAGAACGGCGAGGAGCAGACCAUGCAGUUCCUACUCGAGGUCGUCGACAUUCUCCUCAACUACGUGCGGAAGACGUUUGAUAGGUCUACCAAAGUGCUGGACUUCCACCACCCGCACCAACUCCUGGAGGGCAUGGAGGGCUUCAACCUGGAGCUCUCGGACAACCCGGAGUCCUUGGAGCAGAUCCUGGUGGACUGCCGGGACACACUCAAGUACGGCGUGCGGACAGGUAGGUGCCCGUCCCGCCCGCACCGGCCCCCGGCAGCGCUGGGGCUGGCGGCGGCGCCGCCUCCCCUUGACGAAGCGCGAGCUGCUCUGUCUCCAGGGAGCAGUAUCAUUAGGUUUACAUAUGAAAUUGCCCCUGUUUUUGUCCUCAUGGAGCAAAUAACACUUCGAAAGAUGAGAGAGAUCAUUGGAUGGUCCAAUAAAGAUGGUGAUGGAAUAUUCUCCCCUGGAGGAGCUAUCUCCAACAUGUACAGCAUCAUGGCUGCACGCUACAAGUAUUUCCCUGAAAUCAAAACCAAAGGCAUGGCUGCAGUCCCUAAACUGGUUCUUUUUACCUCGGAACAUAGUCACUACUCGAUAAAGAAAGCUGGAGCUGCACUUGGAUUUGGUACAGACAAUGUGAUUUUGAUAAAAUGCAAUGAAAGAGGCAAAAUAAUACCAGCUGAUUUAGAGGCCAAAAUUUUGGAAGCAAAACAAAAGGGAUACAUUCCUCUCUUUGUAAAUGCAACUGCAGGCACAACAGUAUAUGGAGCCUUUGAUCCAAUACAGGAGAUUGCAGAUAUAUGUGAAAAAUAUAACCUCUGGCUGCAUGUAGAUGCUGCUUGGGGAGGUGGACUCUUAAUGUCCCGAAAGCAUCGUCAUAAACUAAAUGGAAUAGAAAGGGCCAACUCAGUCACUUGGAAUCCACACAAGAUGAUGGGAGUGUUGUUGCAAUGUUCUGCCAUUCUUAUCCGGGAAAAGGGUAUACUUCAAGGUUGCAAUCAAAUGUGUGCAGGAUAUCUUUUCCAGCAAGAUAAACAGUAUGAUAUAUCUUACGACACUGGCGAUAAGGCAAUACAGUGUGGGCGACACGUGGACAUUUUCAAGUUCUGGCUGAUGUGGAAGGCAAAGGGUACAGUAGGAUUUGAAAAUCAGAUCAACAAAUGCCUGGAACUGGCAGAGUAUCUCCAUACUAAAAUCAAAAAUAGAGAAGAAUUUGAGAUGGUUUUUGAAGGAGAGCCUGAGCACACAAAUGUAUGUUUCUGGUAUAUUCCACCAAGUCUCAGGGGCAUGCCGGACUGUGAUGAGAGAAGAGAAAAGUUGCACAGGGUGGCCCCGAAAAUCAAAGCCCUGAUGAUGGAGUCAGGUACUACCAUGGUUGGAUAUCAGCCUCAGGGGGAUAAAGUCAACUUCUUCCGAAUGGUCAUCUCAAACCCAGCAGCAACUAAAUCUGACAUUGACUUCCUCAUUGAGGAAAUAGAGAGACUGGGGCAGGAGCUGUAGUACAGUGGUCAAAUUAUUUAUUUCUCUAAUUCACUGUUUUCCAGUACUGGCUAUUUUUAAUCCAGUUCUGCAGAACAUGUUUUAAGGAAAUUCUCUUUCUGUAAGCUCCAAUCUCCUGAAACAUCUUUAAACAAAAAAUCUAUAGGAUACUGAAACAUAUAUGUAUUGGUAGAUAAUUUUACUGAGGGAACACGUGUUAUCUUGAAGUUGAAGUACUAUUGACUCUUACAUUGGUUUUGCUUAUUUUAGUAAGCAGGAAGUGAAUAAGUACUAAAAUAGAAAUUUAAGAACUCUACAUGGUAUAUAUGUACACUAUAAAUAAAUAUCUAUAAAUAAAUAUAUAUAUAUAUGAAAUAUAUAUAUAUAUGUAUAAGUGGUUAUAAACUUAGAUCCAAGCCACAGCAUGUUUUCCACCUUAAGAGAAAUAACGUUUCCUUCAACAACUAACUAUGUGGAUAAUGUGCUACAGAUUUUUCUGGCAGGUAAAAAUAGAUAUAUAGAAAUAUUUCUAAAAUGUAGAUUCUAGGAGCUAAAAAGAAAUGUUUCACAGUAUUAAAUCUUAUUGUUGGUGCUUCUCUCACAUACAAAACAGCAGUCUCUAACAGCACCUUUGAGUAAAAUAGUUGUACUUCCUCUUUAGCAUCACAUCGGGGAUAAUUGUAGCAGAGUCAUUGUAACAGGUAUAUAUUGCUGUAUUUUUAGAGGUUUAGAGGUUAAUUUGUGUAGAUUGUGUAUAUUAUUGUUAAAUGACUUUGUGUAAAAGGAUUUAAAUGUAAUAGUUUUACAGCAAGAUAACUGUUCAAUUGCAGGUAUAUGAAAUAUUUGCUUAUUUAUAUGCAGAGAUUUACCAUGCUAAAGAGUUGUCUUGUAUUUUCUUCCAUUUGUAAUGUAUCCUAUUUAUAUAUUACUGAAGUUCUAAAUAAUGUUUAUGGUAUUUUAGUGUAUUUGUGAGCCAAAGAAAACGUACAAAAAUAUUAGUUGACACUUUCAUUUAAAUAUAAUGCCCUCAGAAUAAUGACUUACAGAUAAUUUUACUGAUUAUAAGGAAUUCUAAAACUGUAUAUAGAAUGUCUAAUAAUGAAAUCCCUUUAAUUUAAUAGGAUUUUCAGUUUUAUUAAUUGUAAUGUCAGACUGUCUGUUCAGUGUUCUGAAUGCUUUCCUAGUGAAUACUGGUUGCUAACCAAGGCCCCUGUGAUUGUGUUAUAUUUCAGGACUAAUCUCUCUUAUUUUGGCUUAACUAAAUUCUAUAGAAAGAUUC